Messenger RNA from Carassius carassius (crucian carp), 2931 nucleotides. Its product is annotated as G-protein-signaling modulator 2-like. Gene Ontology annotation, molecular function: protein binding; GTPase regulator activity. The transcript has 15 exons. Lineage: Eukaryota; Metazoa; Chordata; Actinopteri; Cypriniformes; Cyprinidae. The record is from RefSeq and is a predicted model, not a curated record. The coding region runs from base 362 to 2347 and encodes 661 amino acids.
UUCGGUGACUCGACUACGAAUGUAUAAAUUAAGCGGAAGCGGUUUUAGUUAAUCGGUUCUUACAGUAUGACUGGAUUUGAUUGUUUUGUGUUAUCGAUUCUGUUGGUUGUAAGAGACUAAACCGAGUGUAUGAUCAGCGGGGAAUCGGAGGAGUUUGAAGAGCUCUGGGAGAGCAUCCUGGUCGACAAAUCAUGUGGUGAAUAUUUGUCUGGAUAAACUCAUCUGUAGUGCACUGGACUCCACAGCGAAACCUCAGAGAGACUUCGGAACUGUUUACAAAUUCUGGGAUUCAGUUCACUACUCUUCCCUGUUGGAUUACUUUCUGGAUUUGACUCGGAUCAGUACUUCAUAAUGCUCUUCAAUGGCUGUCAGCAGUGCAGUGGUUAGCAUGCAGAAUGACAACCGGACCUUUGUCCACUACAGGAUGGAGGCAUCCUGUUUGGACCUGGCUCUGGAGGCCGAGCGGCUGUGUAAGGUGGGGGAUUACAGCGCCGGCGUUUCUUUCUUCGAGGCAGCCUUGCAGGUUGGCACAGAAGACCUGCAGGUUCUGAGUGCCAUCUACAGUCAACUGGGCAAUGCCUACUUUCACUUGCAUGACUACAGCAAAGCUCUGGAGUUCCACCACCAUGACCUUACUCUAACUAAAACCACUGGGGAUCAGCUUGGUGAGGCCAAAGCCAGCGGUAACUUGGGGAACACAUUAAAGGUUUUGGGUCGCUUUGAUGAAGCGGUGGUCUGCUGCCAGAGACAUUUAGAUAUCGCUAAGGAACUGGGUGACAAGGUGGGGCAGGCCAGAGCACUUUAUAAUUUUGGAAAUGUGUACCACGCCAAAGGGAAGAGCAUCUGCUGGAGCGGAGCAGAACCUGGAGACUUUCCUGAGGAGGUCAUGACAGUACUUAGAAAAGCUGCUGAGUACUACAAAGCGAAUCUGUGUAUCGUGAAGGAACUCCGAGACAGGGCAGCACAGGGCAGAACUUAUGGAAACCUGGGGAACACGUACUACCUGCUAGGAAACUUCAGGGAUGCAAUGGCCUUUCAUGAACAGCGUUUGCUCAUUGCUAAAGAGUUUGGUGACCGGUCUGCAGAAAGGAGAGCCUACUGCAACCUGGGAAACGCUUGUAUAUUCCUUGGGGAGUUUGAGAGGGCUGCAGAACAUUACUGGAAAGCUCUACAGUUGGCACGCCAGCUGAAGGAUCUGGCUGUGGAGGCUCAGGCCUGCUACAGUCUGGGCAACACAUACACACUGCUGCAGGACUAUGAGAGAGCUAUUGACUACCAUCUCAAACAUCUCAUCAUCGCCCAGGACCUCAAUGACAGGAUCGGUGAGGCUAGGGCCUGCUGGAGUUUGGGAAACGCACAUACAGUACUAGGGAAUCAUGACCAGGCCAUGCAGUUUGCAGAGAAACACUUGGAAAUAGCAAAAGAGACUGGUGAUCGUAGUGGGGAACUCACUGCUCGCAUGAACGUCUCAGAUCUUCAGAUGGUCCUCGGUCUCAGUUACAGCACAAACAAUUCAGUACUUUCUGAAAACAAAGAGUUCGACUACAACCUGCAUGGAGCCAGGCCCAGAAUGAGCCGACGGCACAGUAUGGAGAACCUAGAGCUGAUGAAACUCACACCUGACAAGAACAAUGGUCAGAAGUGGACCAGUGACAUCUUCUUCAAGCAGUCCAAACCCCCACUGGCCAAGUCAUCCUCAAAGCUCUCCUUUGUUAAUCGUUUCCGAGGAAAGAAGCACAAACUGCAGAGUAGCUCCAAUAAAAUCCUUCAGGAUACCAGCAACACACGGGAAGCUCCUCAGAACAAACAUGGGAGUACAGACAUGUUAGGAGACGAGGGCUUCUUUGACUUGCUGAGUCGUUUCCAGAGCAACAGGAUGGACGACCAGCGGUGUGCCAUCCAGGAUGGGAGGAGCCACCCGUCUGUCAAUUCUAGGUCCACCUCCCCACCCAGAACCAUCAGGAAAUCAUUCUCAGAAUCGGCUGCAUCUCCAGGUCAAGAGCCGUUUCUCAGACUAUUGGCCAGUGCUCAGGGCAGGAGGCUGGACGAGCAGAGGGCAGGAACAGGGAACAGUCUGCCCGGCCUGCGCACUAUAUCCGAACACAGCAGCAGACAGAUGAUCCUCAGCCAGGUCAUGGCAAGCACAGACGCUACCGAACCCGACGACCAGUUCUUUGACAUGCUCGUCAAGUGUCAGGGGUCUCGUCUGGAUGAUCAGAGGUGUGCACCUCCUCUCCCCUCUGCCCGUGGCCCCACUGUCCCGGAUGAAGACUUCUUCAGCCUCAUAAUGCGCUCACAGGCUAAGAGGAUUGAUGAGCAGAGAGUCACACUGCCCUCCUGCCGCUGAACAGACAUACACACUCUCUUCUGAACUCCAUACUCAGAAAUGAGCUUUCAUACACACGAGUGUUGCAAACCUCAUGCUGGUAAUACAAAUCAGGUCGGGUAACAUGCCAUCAUUAUGAACUGUGUCCUGUCUGCUACAUUAUUAUGAAUGGCAUUUUGUGUACAGCUGUACUACAUUUCUUUAUAGAUUUGCAUUUGUAAGGAUUUUAAAGAUUGUUGUAGUUUAGGAUGUAUUGCUUUGAUCAUAAGUCAAAUCACCUUUAUUUAUAUAGCACUUUUAACAAUACAGAUUGUGUCAAAGCAAUUGGUAUGCUAUGGAAAAUAAUUAACUAAAUAUAAUAAUUCACUACAAUGACUCCUCUUUUGAUAGAUAACUGCAGGUUAAUUUGUAUUUAAAUAACAUUGUUACUGCCACUAGUUACCUUCCAGUUAACUACAUGCAGUUGUGAAAAUAUCAAAAAAAAAAAUUGUAAUGUCACAUUUAGUUUAUAAAAGUAGUUAAACUAUAAAUGUAUCUAAAAAGUGGAUGAUAUAGUAAAAUGUACAUCACAAAUGUAUAUAAAUAAAACCUGUACAGAAAUUUUA